Molecule: messenger RNA, 1408 nt
Organism: Bursaphelenchus xylophilus (pine wood nematode)
Lineage: Eukaryota; Metazoa; Nematoda; Chromadorea; Rhabditida; Aphelenchoididae
Source: the annotation of a GenBank genome assembly
AUGGCCAUGGACGCACUUUGGAUUUCUAUUUGCGCUUCCGUCAAAUUCAGAAGCCGCGCACCCAUUCCAGCGGUGGGAUGUUUACCUUGGUCCCCAAAUAGUUUACAGAGAUUCCAAGUUUUUUUUUAUUUUGAUUGCGUCCGGUUCCUCCGUGAGAUGACGUCGGCGGUGGGGAAGGAGAGGAUGGACAAGCGAAGGAGCUGUCGCUUCCCCGUUUUGUUCGGAGUAUUUGCGGAUCAUCCAGUUUCCAAUUGAUUGACCAAAGUUUAAAACAAUAUAAGGCAGUGACAAAAGGACUACAAACAAGAAAAUAGAAAUCAGUUUUCAAUAUGGCUCGGAAUUUCUAAAACAUUUCAUUUUAAUUUCAGUCCAAUCCUCGCGGAAUCUUCUUGGGAACCCAGAUCAUCGUCGCCUUCCAACCGGAAUAUCUCACUAAAUACGAUCGAGUUUACAAUGUCCAAUGCUUCUACAUGGAACGCCAUUGUGCCUUGGAAAAGGAGCUGCUCAUUGACAUGCCUCCCGCCCCAAUGCAAACUCAGCAAGUCCCUAUGCCCGUCUGCAGAUACGAAGUGCUGGAUGGAAGUCCCACUGGUCCUCCAGUCAUGUUCGCCAAGGUCGGGCAGAUGGUCUACCACAAAUGGACUUGUGAUUCACAGACUGAGGGGCAAUUCUGCAUGGUGGUUCACUCUUGUAAGGUCGAUGACGGAAACGGAGAUCAAGUGGAGCUGAUUGAUAGCCAAGGGUAGGUAAAAUACGAGGCCUAAUUCUUGUUAUAAUUUAUAAGCAAAGCUUUGUAUUGUACUUAAAUGAUGUUGUAGGUGUGCUAAGGACAAGUUCUUGUUGUCCAAUUUGGAUUAUGUUUCCGACUUGAUGGUUGGAAAGGAGGCUCACGUCUACAAAUACGCCGAUCGUCCCAAUCUUUUCUUUGACUGUAAGAUUUCGUUGACCGUGAAGGAGCCGGGCCAAGAGUUUUGUGAUGUAAGUAGAAAGACACAACACCUUUCAUCGUAUUUUAAAAUAAAUUUUAUUAAAAUAUCCAGAUUCCCAAUUGCCCUGAUCCACCAAGAAGAAAAAGAUCAACCGUCGAAGAGGUCAAAAUUAAUUCGCCUCAAGGUAAAGAAUUUUCGGCGGAAAUUAUUUUCUAAUCUUCAUAAAUUAUCAUUUCAGCCUCCUCGCCCGAAUAUAUUAUCCCGAAAGAGAUGGCCAUGCCUUCGGUGCCAGCUCCUCACACUUUCGAACUUCUUGAGGUAAAUUUUUAUUUCAAAAAGAGAAAUUUUUUUAGGACACCUUGUGCAUGUCGGAUUGGGGUCUCACAUCGAUUGUUUUGGUCAAUCUUCUCACCUUGGCAUCUUCCGGAGUCCUUUUCUAUUUGGGAGCCAGAAAAUCCAGAGAAAUUUCAUUUGAAUGA